CCGGAUAUCCGGUAAAGUGCUCAUCUGUCUUUGGUUCCAAUACCAGUCUUCCUGAUCCACAUAUACCUUUACUAUGCUACAGUAAAACUGUGAGAGAUAUUCGCAUUUUUAACCCAACGUCAAAUAUGUUCACGAGUUGGACCACACUAGCGAAAUAUUUAUUCUUUCAACUCUGGAUUUGAACACGGAAACUGCUCCUAGCCAAUGACUCCUAGCUAGUUGAUGUUAGCAUUUAGACGCUCUGACUGUAAACAAAGCGAUGAGGACGGCCGAAGGUUCCGGUUGACACGGAAACUAAUAGUGAGGAGCACGAAGUGAAAUAAGUGUUUGCUGCAGACUCAUUUGGAUGCUCAUACCUGCCCUCCAUGGAAUCCCUCAACACGUUUGAAUCUGAGAUGGAGGCUGAUGGACAGGGGAACUACUCUCUGUUUCCUGCUCUGGACAGCAUUGCAACUCUGUCUGGCACCACUGAAACUCUGGAGAGUGAACCACCCAGUGAAAUAGCAGAGAAACCGAACCUGACGUGGCUCGAUGCUGCGCAGAUUGUUUUGGAGGAAGCGGGACGUCCCAUGCACAUAAAGGAAAUUAAACAGAGAAUCAUCGACAGGGGACUUGUUCAAUCCAAUGCAAAAUCAAGCUUGGAAGCUGUCAUGUACCGCGAGACACAAAAAGGCAGCAGGAGAUUCAAGAGGAUUGAAAACAGAAACGGAGUCUUUGCUCUGCUGACUGAUGAGGAGCGGCAACAGGCCCUGCAGGCUUUCACUGCCCAGUCUUUCCUCAGCUCGCCUCAGCAGAAUACCAUUUCUGGUUCUGGGUCAGGAGUCUCAGCACCCACCUUCCCAUCUCCCACUACCUCCUCUGAGCAUAAGGCCAAGGGGAAGAGGGGUCCACGAAAGAACCAGAACGAAAAGUAUAGGCUCAAGUACCUCCGGCUGCGCAAAGCUGCUCGUGCCAUGAUAUUUGAGAAUGCAGCUCUCUGCGAUGAAGUUGCUCACAUAGAAGAAAAGUUUCUGAGAGCAAAGGAGGAGCGGAGGUUCUUACUAAAAUCCUUGUUGCAAUACCAGUCUCUGUCAGAGGGGGAGCUACUGCCCACACCCGGCUCAAGCUCUCAUCCACCUUUGCCACCAGUGGGAUUGUCCUCAGGUCCUUCCGGGGUUUCAGGUCUGUCCACUACUCACAGUGUGUCAUCAACAGUGCCAACAGGCGAAGAAGGAGCACUUAAAAAACCCAAAAAGGAAAGGAAGGAGCGGGGCAGGGAGAAUGGAAAGGAGGAACUUCCAAAGAAGAUGUCCAAGAAGCGAAAACUCGCAGACGGCUCACGGAAGGUGGUGCAACCCAUCCCUCUCGACUCUUCCGGCCGUCCUGUGUUUCCCAUAGUACUGGGAGGUUUGACAGUCUACAGUCUGGGCGAGAUCAUCACAGACAGAAUGCUGUUUCAUGACGAGUGUGCCAUCUACCCAGUGGGCUUCUGCAGCACACGCAUCUUUGCCAGCAUGAAAAACCCAGAGCAGCAGUGCCUCUACACCUGCCAAAUCAAGGACGGGGGAACAGGCCCACAGUUUGAGAUCGUGCCUGAAGAGGACCCUCAGAAUGCGAUCGUGGCCUCCUCCGCCCUGACGUGCCAUGCCAAUCUACUGAAGGCCAUCGCGUCUGUGAGUUCCAAGUCCGUGGUGUCGAUUGUUCCAUCAGGAGCAGACUUCUUUGGAUUCUCUCAUCCCACCAUACAGAAUCUCAUCCAGAGCUGUCCUGGAGCUCGCAAGUGUAGCAACUACAGAUGGAUUCGUUUUGAGGUGUCUCGCCCUGGCGAUGGCCAGGUCCCUCACAGCCUAUCAGAGGAUGACGCCUCAAUCAACUUUGAAGCAUUCCAGAGGCACCACAGCUUUGAGAACAUCAAGACAGAGCAUAUCACAGGACAGACACCACAGUCUCCUAGUUCAUCUCAUCAGCAUCACCUGACCUCCCCCACCAUGAAGGCUUCGACCUCAUAUUUCAGCUCCUGAUGCUCUGUGCCGGAGCGCCUCUGAAAUCAAGGCCAUACCUGAGCCUAGUUGUUGUAAAUAUUCCUUGUAAAUUACAAGAUGGAGCAUAUUUUUUUUCCCCCACCAGGGGGCCUUGGCUUUCUUUCCAAUGUGGCUUUUUGUGCCUUAGGCUCUGUUUAAACUUCAAUAAAAGUGGGUGUUUUCAUUUUGAUUCAAUUGAUUGAUUAUGUUUUGCCAAAUAAAAAAGUAACAUUUUAUGAUAAGGCACACUACAACAUGAGGCGCAAUUCCCCAGUAAUUAAAUAGAAUUUUGACGUAUUUUAUUUGAUCUUACAAUGUCAUUACAUUUACAACGUUAAAGUGUAAAGUUAGGUACCCUAGAAUAAGGUGGGAACAAGUCAGGUUUUUACAUAAGUAAAUUUAAUUAAUUUUAGUGUGUAAUUUCUGGGGAGUUUUGCAAUUAUUCACCGUCUUACAUUGUAAACACACUGUACUUUUUGUGGUGCAGGUCAUAUCAUGGACCUAAAUUCCAGAUAUUUUGGAGGAAAUGACACAGACUUCUCUUUCCUUUUCAAAGUUAUGUUUGAAAUGUCAUUGUGAAGGGAAAAAAUGAGACUUGGCUCCAUCAUUACAAGGUUUCAUAGAACUGCGAAUUUUGAAGGCAUUUAUUUUUUCUUGUAAGUUGGUAAGAGAGAACACUUCGUUAUACCAUUUCUAUUGGUAAAAUAAAAGGACAGAUAAAUACAGCAUACACAUCAGCAUAAUGAUUAUUAAAAAAAGAUGUUUUUUAAAAGGGCAAGAUAAAUCCAUUAGUCCAUAAUGUAGCCUGCAUCCUUAAAAAUACAAAAUAUUUACACGAGAUGGAGACUUUUUUUGUAAAAUUACCAUGAAAUUGCACACUACUGAAAAUUACUUAGAAUAUAAUUAUUUUUUUGUUUCCUCUAAAAACCUGACUUCUUUUUUACAGAACUCCCCUUUAUACCUUUAUAGUGUGCCUACCUUUAUCUAUGUGUUAUUUUAUGACAUGUAUUUAUAGGUAAAUAUACUUUGUUGUAAUAGAAAAAUAAAUUGAAAUUUCUUUUUAAUACAGUGGAAUUAUACCUUUAAUCACAAGUGUUGCCAAAAAAAAAGAACUGACUAUGUGCUGUAUAGAGAAAUGUGUCCUGGUGACAUAUAAUAAAAUAUUAAAGCAACAAGUAAAUGAGCAUUAAAGUGAAAGGUUCACAUUAUUAGAGAAAAUCAAGAAAACCUUUGAACUUGGUGCGCUUCAAUGUGAUCAUCAGUGCUUUCAGGACUGACAGGUGUACCAUAAUAAUGUGAAAUCCAUGCAGACUUUGGCCACAUUGAAUGAACUUUUUUAUAUAUUGUCUGUGGUUAUCACUAAAACCUGUCACCUUUAUAGUCUGUUCUAUCAGCCGCAAUACAAAUGUAUAAAAUAGAAUUGGCAGCAAAUCACGACUAAGUAUUUAUUGAUUUUGUUUACUGCUAAUUGAAUGCAUGCAACUACCUGCAUCCAAUUUUGCUGCUGUAAUUGCUUCAUUCAGCUGUAUAAGUAAAUGUACAGCUAAACGGGCUACAGUGUGUAAUGUAUUCCUUGAGCAGAAAAUCUUUUAAUCUUCUAAAGCAAAUGUGGCUCUUACAGCAGGUUUUAAACCUAAACUCUAAACAUAUCCACCUCUAGUGUGCAACACAAGUUACCAUGGUGAUCAAGCCAUAAUAUGAGAGCCUGUUUUGUGACAUUGAAAAAUCUGACUUGCAGCUCAGGUCAGGUUAACCUUCAUUCAAAGUACACCCCUUUGCUUUCUACUGUAUGCGUAUAGCUGUGCUUUAUUUUGAAGCCUGAGCUCCAGCUGAUGUUUCAGUUUUAUUGCUAUAACCUUACUUAAUAAUUGCAAGUUGCUCAGAAAACCAUGUGAAAAUAGUUGCUAUGCUUUUCCAUGUUUGAACGCAACUCUCUUAGUUGUCAUUUAUUUGUGCAGAUUUUGAGUCAAAAUGACUUGUGUUGUAAAUUUCAAUUUACAGUGUGUUAAAAUAAACAUUUGCCACAGGG
Molecule: messenger RNA, 4029 nt
Organism: Oreochromis niloticus (Nile tilapia)
Lineage: Eukaryota; Metazoa; Chordata; Actinopteri; Cichliformes; Cichlidae
Gene: fyrd1
Product: transforming growth factor beta regulator 1
Exons: 15
Coding region: 366-2000 (544 amino acids)
Biological process (GO): regulation of cell cycle; regulation of DNA-templated transcription
Cellular component (GO): nucleus
Source: RefSeq, a predicted model, not a curated record